GGUAUAUUGUGCUAUAUUUACAUGCCGUAGACACGUCGUGUAGUUUUAAGCAUUUGUUGACCUUUGUGUUAGGUGCUUCUUUGAUUAUAUUCUCUAGCUCGGAACAGGUCGAUACUAAGUCCAGUUUCUGG
Messenger RNA from Racocetra persica, 131 nucleotides. The record is from the annotation of a GenBank genome assembly. Lineage: Eukaryota; Fungi; Glomeromycota; Glomeromycetes; Diversisporales; Gigasporaceae.